Macaca mulatta (Rhesus monkey) is the source of this 3982-nucleotide messenger RNA. RefSeq names its product inter-alpha-trypsin inhibitor heavy chain 4 (gene ITIH4). NCBI's taxonomy places the organism in Eukaryota, Metazoa, Chordata, Mammalia, Primates, Cercopithecidae. Gene Ontology annotation, molecular function: serine-type endopeptidase inhibitor activity. Gene Ontology annotation, biological process: hyaluronan metabolic process. The record is from RefSeq and is a predicted model, not a curated record.
GCCCCCAUGUGGGUGGGGCAGCAAACAAAUUACUAAUCCAUUCCCCACUUGCUCUCAAGUUCAGAAGCCUCCUGGCAGACACUGGAGCCACGAUGAAGCCCCCAGGGCCUGUCCGUACCUGCAGCAGAGUUCUGGUCCUGCUCUCACUGCUGGCCAUCCACCAGACCACCACCGCCCAAAAGAAUGGUAUCGACAUCUACAGCCUCACCGUGGACUCCAGGGUCUCGUCCCGAUUUGCCCACACGGUCGUCACCAGCCGAGUGGUCAAUAGGGCCAGUACUGUGCAGGAGGCCACCUUCCAGAUGGAGCUGCCCAAGAAAGCCUUCAUCACCAACUUCUCCAUGAUCAUCGAUGGCGUGACCUACCCAGGGAUCAUCAAGGAGAAGGCCAAAGCCCAGGCGCAGUACAGCGCAGCAGUGGCCAAGGGAAAGAGCGCUGGACUUGUCAAGGCCACCGGGAGAAACAUGGAGCAGUUCCAGGUGUCAGUCAGUGUGGCUCCCAAUGCCAAGAUCACCUUUGAGCUGGUCUAUGAGGAACUGCUCAAGCGGUGUCUGGGGGUGUAUGAGCUGCUGCUGAAAGUGCGGCCCCAGCAGCUGGUCAAGCAUCUGCAGAUGGACAUUCAUAUCUUCGAGCCCCAGGGCAUCAGCUUCCUGGAGACAGAGAGCACCUUCAUGACCAACCAGCUGGUAGACGCCCUCACCACCUCGCAGAAUAAGACCAAGGCUCACAUCCAGUUCAAGCCAACGCUCUCCCAGCAGCAAAAGUCCCCAGAGCAGCAAGAAACAGUCCUGGACGGCCACCUCAUCAUCCGCUAUGAUGUGGACCGGGCCGUCUCCGGGGGCACCAUUCAGAUCGAGAAUGGCUACUUUGUACACUACUUUGCCCCCGAGGGCCUAACCACAAUGCCCAAGAAUGUGGUCUUUGUCAUUGACAAGAGCGGCUCCAUGAGUGGCAGGAAAAUCCAACAGACCCGGGAAGCCCUAAUCAAGAUCCUGGAUGACCUCAGCCCCAGAGACCAGUUCAACCUCAUCGUCUUCAGUACAGAAGCAACUCAGUGGAGGCCAUCACUGGUGCCAGCCUCAGCUGAGAACGUGAACGAGGCCAGGAGCUUCGCUGCCGGCAUCCAGGCCCUGGGAGGGACCAACAUCAAUGAGGCGAUGCUGGUGGCUGUGCAGUUGCUGGACAGCAGCAACCAGGAGGAGCGGCUGCCCGACGGGAGCGUCUCGCUCAUCAUCCUGCUCACCGAUGGCGACCCCACCGUGGGGGAGACUAACCCCAGGAGCAUCCAGAAAAACGUGCGGGAAGCUGUAAGUGGCCGGUACAGCCUCUUCUGCUUGGGCUUCGGCUUCGACGUCAGCUAUGCCUUCCUAGAGAAGCUGGCACUGGACAACGGUGGCCUGGCCCGGCGCAUCCAUGAGGACUCGGACUCUGCCCUGCAGCUCCAGGACUUCUACCAGGAAGUGGCCAACCCACUGCUGACAGCAGUGACCUUCGAGUACCCAAGCAAUGCCGUGGAGGAGAUCACUCAGAACAACUUCCGGCUCCUCUUCAAGGGCUCAGAGAUGGUGGUGGCUGGGAAGCUCCAGGCCCAGGGGCCUGAUGUGCUCACAGCCACAGUCAGUGGGAAGCUGCCUACGCAGGACAUCACUUUUCAAACCGAGUCCAGCGUGGCAGAGCAGGAAGCAGAGUUCCAGAGCCCCAAGUAUAUCUUCCACAACUUCAUGGAGAGGCUCUGGGCAUACCUGACUAUCCAGCAGCUGCUGGAGCAGAUUGUCUCCGCAUCUGACGCUGAUCAGCAGGCCCUCCGGACCCGAGCGCUGAAUUUAUCGCUUGCCUACAGCUUUGUCACACCUCUCACAUCUAUGGUAGUCACCAAACCCGAAGACCAAGAGCAGUCUCAAGUUGCUGAGAAGCCCGUGGAAGGCGAAAGUAGAAACAGGAACGUCCACUCAGGUUCCACUUUCUUCAGAUAUUAUCUCCAGGGAGCAAAAAUGCCAAAACCAGGACUUGACCACACAGAGGCUUCCUUCUCUCCAAGAAGAGGAUUGAGUAGACAAGAGAAGACUGCAUCUGUCAACUUCUCCAAAGCUGGAGCUGCUGGCUCCCUGUUGAAUUUCGGAUCCGGGGUUCUCAGCUCGGGGCAACUUGGACCCCCAGGACCUCCUGAUGCUCCUGACCGUGCUGCUCUCCAUCCCUUCCGCCGUCUGGCCAUCUCACCACCAGCCACCUCAAAUCCUGAUCCAGCUGUGUCUCAUGUCACGAAUACCAAAAUCAAAGAAGCAACCAUGACAGCCCAAACCCCAGCCCCCAUACAGGCUCCCUCCGCCAUCCUGCCACUGCCUGGGCAAAGCGUGGAGCAGCUCUGUGUGGACCCCAGACAUCACCAGGGGCCAAUGAACCUGCUCUCAGACCCUGAGCAAGGGGUUGAGGUGACUGGCCAGUAUGAGAGGGAGAAGGCUGGGUUCUCAUGGAUUGAAGUGACCUUCAAGAACCCUCCGGUCCGGGUUCAUGCAUCCCCUGAACACGUGGUGGUAACUCGGAACCGAAAAAGCUCUGAGUACAAGUGGAAGGAGACGCUGUUCUCAGUGAUGCCCGGCCUGAAGAUGACCAUGGACAAGACGGGCCUCCUGCUGCUCAGUGACCCAGACAAAGUGACCAUCGGCCUGUUGUCCUGGGAUGGCCGUGGGGAGGGGCUCCGGCUGCUUCUGCGCGACACUGGCCGCUUCUCCAGCCACGUUGGCGGGUCCCUUGAGAGCGCAGGCUGGAUUACCAGGAGGGAGCCCCGGGAGUGGAGAUUUCCUGCUGGUCUGUGGAGCUGUAGUUCUGAUGGAAGGAGCUGUGUCCAGCCUGUACGAUUGGCUGCCCCCUUGCAACUGCAGGGCCGCUUCUGGGGCCUGGACCACCAUGGGGGGGAAAAGGUCCCACUCAUUACAAAUAAAGAAAGGUGGUGUGAGCCCGGGAAGUGGGUGUCUCUGGUUCCCUGUGGCCAAACCCUAGGGCCUCAGCCUUGCAUCCUGAACCUUUAGCAUCAUGGAACACUGAAGCUUCCACUGUCAGCUCUCAAGGGCCCAUGGCCAGGAGGGCGCAUGCUGAACUUUCAGUCCAGCCCCUUCACUUUACAAACAAGGAAACUGAGCUCUAACCACCCAUUUGAGAUGUCACUCCCGCCCCCAGCUAGGGGCCCAGGGCUGGAAGCAUUCUCCAGGAGCAGAGGUUCAGUCUUGACUACAAAAAAAAAGAGUGAACGGGGUUGGAAUUCUUUCUAGUCCAGCUCCUAAACUUUCUCAGUGAGCUUUUGGAGCUCUCUGCAAUGAGAUUUGCUUUACACAAUCUGAUUUUCACAGCUGUGCUGAGGAGCAGACCUGUCUGCUCGUUGUCUUGUAAGGAAGCACCGAGUCUUCGAAGGAGACACAGAGGCGAGGCCCCAGGUGCAGCAGGGAAAUAGGCCUGUUCCCAGGAACCUCUCGUCUAAUGGGGCUGAUCUGGGUCCCAACUCUAAAUCCUGUGCUGUUGAGGGUCUCCUUCCCUGUUCUUGCCCCAGAGUUAGGCACCCCAAAGAUUCCACCAAUUCCUGUAUGGGCAACGUAUACUUUAAAAAAUUUAUGGCUGGGUGUAGUGGCUCACACCUGUAAUCCCAGCACUUUGAGAGGCCAAGGCGGGAGGAUCGAUUGAGUCCAGGAAUUUGAGACCAACCCGGGCAACAUGAUGAAACUCCAUCUCUACAAAAAAUACAAGUUAGCUGGCAUGGUGGUACAUGCCUGUAGUCCCAGCUACUUGGGAGACUGAGGUUGGAGGAUUGCUUGAGCCUGGGAGGUCAUGGCUGCAAAGAGCUGUGAUUAUGCCACUGCAUUCCAGUCUGGGCAGCAGAGCAAGACCCUGUGUCAGAGAAGAAACAAAAAUUACUAUUACCCCACCUACUUCUGAAAAAAGGAUAUGAGUCUAUGGCUCACCAAUAAAAAGCUUAAAGAGAAUAAAACCAAAA